This is a messenger RNA of Cryptomeria japonica (Japanese cedar), 501 nucleotides long. Its product is annotated as glycine-rich cell wall structural protein 1.0-like. NCBI's taxonomy places the organism in Eukaryota, Viridiplantae, Streptophyta, Pinopsida, Cupressales, Cupressaceae. The transcript has a single exon. The coding region runs from base 1 to 501 and encodes 166 amino acids. The record is from RefSeq and is a predicted model, not a curated record.
AUGUCAGGACUUAAUGUUUAUAUUGGAGGUUCUAGCGACUCUGGUAAAGGUUCUGGUGAAGGUUCUGGUGAAGGUUCUUGUAAAGGUUAUGGAGGUGCCAAUGCAGUAGUAGGUUCUGGUGAAGGUUCUCUUAAAGGUUAUGGAGGUGCCAAUGCACUAGUAGGUUCUACUAAAGGUUCUGGUGAAGGUUCUGGAGGUGCCAAUGCACUAGUAGGUUCUGGUAAAGGUUCUGGAGGUGCCAAUCCUCCAGUAGGUUAUGGAGGUGCCAAUGCACUAGUAGGUUCUGGUAAAGGUUUUGGUGAAGGUUCUGGAGGUGCCAAUCCUCCAGUAGGUUAUGGAGGUGCCAAUGCACUAGUAGGUUCUGGUAAAGGUUUUGGUGAAGGUUCUGGAGGUGCCAAUCCUCCAAUAGGUUAUGGAGGUGCCAAUGCACUAGUAGGUUCUGGUAAAGGUUCUGGUGAAGGUUCUGGAGGUGCCAAUCCUAAGGGAACUAAGCCUAACUAA